AUGGCGCUCCUGGUCCCCGACUACGCGAGCUCCUCCGAGGACGAGGACACGUCUCGCUCACCCAUCGCUUCCCACCCUCCUGUCUCUCCUCCUGCAUCUACACCGCAUCCAGGUUCAGUGUCAUCCGCUAGCGUCGCAUCCGCUGCAUCGUCCAAGCAGAAGCUGCAGGGGCUUACAACAAAGAAGACGAAGACGAAGAAGAAGACAAAGAGAAGGAUCAAGACGGCGCUGUACCUUCCACCGGAGAUCCAGCGGCUUCUCGAGACAGGAGUCAGUGCUGGAUCGUUCUCCGAAGACAGUGAGGACGACAACGAGCUGUUGGCCAAGCACAGACGAGCCAAGAAAGCAGUUACGAAGCGUCCACGACCAGCUGCAGCUGCUAAAGACUCGGUCCUGUCUUUCCUCCCGCCUCCGAAGCAUGAGCUUCCAGCUACAAAACUAAAUGGAAGAAGGACUGUAGGUGCUGUUGACGAGGAGAGAGUGGAGGAGAAUCCAACUUGGGUGCAGACCACAGAAGCUCCAAGCGGUCAGCAUCCAGUAGGCGAAGAGAUAUCGACGGCAAAUGCUGCAGCCUGGCAGCAGUAUUACCAGCAACAGCAGCAGUAUCAGAACAGUGGUGCUGCCAAUUUACAGGAAUAUUAUGUUGCACAGGGAGAAGAUGAUGUGGCCGGGGGCAGCUCUAAACGCAGAAGAACACGGGAACGAGACAUUGAGCGAGCACUUCAGGAUGGCCACUUUGAGACUGUGGCGGGGCAACUUGCAGAGGUGCAAGGUCCGUUGCCUAAUGUGUGGCAACCACCGGUUAACCCGUUGGCAGGCUCUAACGGAUCCGGUGACGUGGACGUGAAAGUAAAGGCCAGCUUUUGGAACGCUCAGGCCGGCACGAUGGUGUCAACAGUCAAGCCCAGCCGGCUGCAACGACAGAAACAUCAAUUGAAUCAGCUUGCGUUCGAUGCUAAAGCACGUGACUUCGAUUUGCUGGACCGACGCAGCGCGUCAAUGAAGACCAAGAGAGAGACGUACGCCAAGUACGGAUGGUAG
Peronospora matthiolae is the source of this 1041-nucleotide messenger RNA. The record is from the annotation of a GenBank genome assembly. NCBI's taxonomy places the organism in Eukaryota, Oomycota, Peronosporomycetes, Peronosporales, Peronosporaceae.